Molecule: messenger RNA, 1828 nt
Organism: Silurus meridionalis
Lineage: Eukaryota; Metazoa; Chordata; Actinopteri; Siluriformes; Siluridae
Product: SAP domain-containing ribonucleoprotein-like
Exons: 10
Coding region: 882-1727 (281 amino acids)
Biological process (GO): poly(A)+ mRNA export from nucleus
Cellular component (GO): nucleus
Source: RefSeq, a predicted model, not a curated record
GAAUAGUAAUCCAUGAGUCUUUCAUGAGGAUGUACACUUAUGUAUAAUACAUAAGUGUGUUGUGUGCAUGUAACCUUCAUGAAUGUAACAUGCAUAACAAAAAGUCCUCUAAAGUAGUUUAAAUGAAGCCUGAUAUGUCUUUUUUCAUUUUAAUUUGGUUCAUGACCUGUCUAGAUUUACUCAAAUUGAGAGUUGAACAAUUCCACAUGUAAUACUAAUGCCAUUUAGGAGCACACCUUAUUCUAAGGUCAUUGAUGCACUUGGCCCCACUACUGGGAAUAAAAUGAUUGACCAUAGACCCAUAAAAACCAAGAAAUUGUUAUUUUAUUUUCCUUAAAAAUUAUACAUAGAGGGGAAAUCCCUGAUGUAUUUAUACAAUGAAAUAUAUAUCUUUCAUUUUAAAUUUCGAUGCAAAAUAUUUAAUUUAAUGUGAAUCUAAUUUAACUCCAGGAUGAACAGAGCAUAACAGAAAGCACUUUCCAUUUCUAUGGGUAACUUCCUGCACUUGUCAGAGAGCUAGAUGAUAAUCUUGGAUUUUAAUAAUGUUUAAUCGAGUGGAAAAUAUUGUUUUUUUGUUUGCCAGUAUGUUUCCAGGUAGUACCUUUCAUUAACUACAUUAUUACACUGACAUAUUGUGGGACCUUGAUGAAUAUAAUGUGUUUGUGUCGCUCACUGGACAAAUGCUUGAUUUAAACUUGGAGAAUUUAAAGGCCAAAUCAGCACUUUGAAUUACAGAUAAUGUCUCUUAAACCAUUCCUAAUCUGCUGAAAACAUGCCAUCAGGGUGUACCGUUUCUGUAAGAAAGGAUUCCCAUUCAGUUGUAUUUCCACGCUUCACCACUAGAGGCAGACAGACAGUUUUCCAAGCAUGACAAGUUGCCUAUGACGUCACAGUGCACCGUCCUCCAUCAAGAGUAUAAAAGACCAGAACUCAGCAGUAGCAUGCAUUCAGCAUUACACAACCAGAGAAGUAGAAUGUCAAAGCAACCUUCCCGCGAGUAUCCGCGCCCACGUGGCAGAACUUCCCCAUUCCAGCUUAAAGAUUAUAAGUUAGCUGAGCUGAAGCAGGAGUGUGCUAUCCGGGGACUGGAAGUUAAGGGAAACAAAGGAGAUCUAAUUGCCCGGCUGCAGGCGUACAUUGAUGAACAUGAUGUUGUUGUCAAUGAGGAAGACGUCUUAGAAGAGUUUACUGAGGAGGCAGCAGCACCUGAGACAAAAGCUCCAGAAGAGGCACCGGAGGCAAAAGCUCCAGAAGAGUCACCUGCACCUGAGGCAGAAGCUCCAAAAGAUUUACCUGCACCUGACACGGAGGCAACGAAGAAAGUUAUAAAAAUCAACCUUUCGGAAUUGGCUUCUGAGGUCUACAUCGAGAAAAUGAGGAAAAGAGCAGAGCGAUUUGGUAUGAGCGUCUCCCCUGUGUACAAGAAGUUUCCAGAAGAAGAAAAGCUGAAGAAGAGGAAGGAGAGAUUUGGAACUGUGACCAGUGCCGCCUCGGUUGGAGCUUAUUAUUUAGAGGUCUACAUUGAGAAAAUGAGGAAAAGAGCGGAGCGAUUUGGUAUGAUCGUCUCCCCUGUGUACAAGAAGUUUCUAGAAGAAGAAAAGCUGAAGAAGAGGAAGGAUCGAUUUGGAAUUGUGACCAGUGCCGCCUCGGUUGGAGCUAAUGAUUCAGAGCUAACCAUUCCUGAGGCAAAGAAGCAAAAGCGAGUAGAGCGGUUUGGAAAUGUGUGACUGACAACUUUUUUUUUUUUUUACUUUUUGUAUUUUGUAUUUUUAUUUUUUUUGUUACUCAAUGUGUUGCAAGUUCGUACAAUAAACACCUGCCAAAUUUC